Cuscuta epithymum is the source of this 3105-nucleotide messenger RNA. Lineage: Eukaryota; Viridiplantae; Streptophyta; Magnoliopsida; Solanales; Convolvulaceae. The record is from the annotation of a GenBank genome assembly.
CCCCAAACGGUCGAAUUUUGAAUUCCUUAAACUAGCACACUCUCUCUCCUCCCAACUCUCUCUCUCUCACUCUAAGCUUUGUGUUUGAAACCCGUAUCCAAGAUUGAACGAAAGUCUCCAUUAUUGAUUUCUACAUCUUUGAGAUCUCGAGUUUUAGAGCAUGUCUACCUCCCAAAGGGAUCCACUUUCGCAAGUGGAAACGACAUGUGGUACACUUCUGUAUGAAUUGCAGAUAAUAUGGGAUGAAGUGGGGGAAUCCGACUCUGAAAGAGACAGAAUGUUGCUUGAGCUUGAACAAGAGUGCCUUGAAGUUUACCGGAGAAAAGUAGACACAGCAAACAAGUGCAGAGCUCAGCUAAGGCAGGCAAUUGCAGAUUCUGAAGCGGAUCUUGCAGCUAUAUGCUCAGCUAUGGGGGAACGACCAGUGUAUAUCCGACAGCAGUCUGAGCAAAACUUGAGGGGCUUAAAGGCAGAACUCAGAGCAAUUCUCCCAGAAAUAGAGGAGAUGAGAAAAAGAAAGUAUGAAAGAAAGAAACAAUUUAUUGAAACGUUGGAGCAGAUUCAGAAGAUAAAAAACGAGAUUAAUAGUUUUGCUUCCCUUUCUACCUGCAUAGCAGUGGAUGAAAGUGAUUUAUCUUUAAGAAAGCUCGAAGAAUUGCAAAGAGAACUUCAAGCUCUUCAGAAAGAAAAGAGUGAACGACUUAAGCAAAUAAUGGACCAUCUAAGUACUUUGAAUUCUCUAUGCUUGGUGCUUGGUAUGGAUUUCAAGCAUACCGUCAAUGAGGUCCAUCCAAGUCUUGGAGAAUCUGAAGGAGCAAAGAACAUUAGCAAUGACACCAUACGAGCUUUAGUUGUAGAAAUCCAGAGAUUGCGUGAAGUUAAAAUACAAAGGAUGCAACAGCUACAAGAUCUUGCAACUUCAUUGUUGGAGUUGUGGAAUUUGAUGGACACACCAGUUGAAGAGCAACAAAUAUUUCAAAAUGUUACGUGUAAGAUUGCUGCCUCAGAAAUUGAGAUAACCGAGCCAAAUAUGCUCUCUUUGGAAUCCAUUGAUUAUGUUGCUAAAGAAGUAUCACGUUUGGAAGAUUUUAAAGCAAGCAAAAUGAAGGAGCUUGUUUUAAGAAAGAGAUCAGAGCUCGAAGAGAUCUGUCGGAAAACCCAUAUGCUCCCAAAUUCAGAUAUUUCUUUGAGUAUUAUUAUUGAAGCCAUUGAGUCAGGAGCUGUUGAUGCCACUAGUGUGCUUGAGCAGAUUGAGCUUCAGAUAGCUCAAGCGAAGGAAGAAGCUUUCAGCAGGAAGGAAAUACUUGACAAGGUUGAAAAGUGGAUGACUGCCUGUGAGGAGGAGUGCUGGCUUGAGGAGUAUAACAGGGAUGAAAAUCGCUACAAUGCUGGCCGAGGUGCCCAUCUUACCCUGAAGCGCGCUGAGAAAGCCCGUGCCUUGGUUAAUAAACUUCCUGCAAUGGUCGAGGGACUGGCAUCCAAAAUCAAGUCAUGGGAAAAUGAGAGGGGAAUUGACUUUCUUUAUGAUGGGAUUAGCCUUCUUUCCAUGCUUGAAGAGUAUCACAUUCUGCGGCAAGAAAAAGACCAAGAACGCAAAAGGCAGAGGGAUCAGAAGAAACUUCAGGGGCAGCUGAUAGCAGAACACGAGGCUCUUUAUGGAUCAAAACCUAGUCCAAUGAAGAACCAAAGCAAGAAAGGUUCUCGGCUGUCCUGUGGUGCCGUAAGUAACAGAAGGAUGUCUGUUGGAGGCAUGCAGACUCCCAAACCUGAAAUACUACAUCCCUCAAAAGCAACUCCUAAUACGCGCCAUGCCAAGAAGGCUGAGCAUGUACUUCAGUAUGACCAAUCAAACCUUUCUACAGCUGAUGAUGGGUUUUCAUCUUUAUCCACAGGUCGCAGAGGUUUGGACAUAGCUGGUCUUCCCAUGGUGCGAAAUCCUUUCUCACCAAUUUCUUCAACAGAUUCCUCUAGGUCCAACAUUUUGGAAGAACUCGACAGGAAACACAAUGUGAUGAUUCAGAAAACAAUAUUUACCACACCCGUCAAGACAAUUCCCCAUGUCAAAGAUGAGAACAGAACUCCCAUCCCUUCAACGCCAUCAACAGUGUGUAUUCCCAUGCAGACAGCUUUGACACCGGUCCCUCAUAUAUAUGGGAAGGGAGUGGAAGAAAUUGAAUACUCCUUUGAAGAGAGAAGGGCUGGAUUUUUUCUUCCAAUACUGUCUUGAUUCAUAGGGUCUUUUUUCCUGAUUUUAAUUUCUACUACGUAGCACUUUUUUUUUUGCAAUGUUUAGUCACUAAAUGCCAAUUGUAUUGGCGGCAUCUUCACAUUUGUCUCUGAAAAAUUGUGUGCUUUGUGCUUCAACAUCAUUAUGCUUUGAAGCACUUCAUCCAGCCAGCAGCAUGGGGGAAGACUGAGGAGCAGGAAAAAUAUCAAACACUUAAUUUAUUUUUCUAUUUUUUACUGUAGGGGGCGUCUGGGCGAGGGGGCUUGGAGGGCCUGGAGACUGGAGUAAUCAGGGCUGAAACUCACUCCAUUCAGUCUCGAACUCGAGACCUCCCAUAAGUGAGAGUGAGUCGGCGACCAGUUGGGCUGUACCGCUUCCUCCAAAAUUUCCAUCUAUCUCAAAGCAUUUCAUCGCUUUCCUUUUCUUUUUCUUUUAUGCUUAAAACGAAUUAAAUGAUCAGCUGACUCCUCCACAGCUUCACAAAUCUGACAUUUAGUCUCCACAUUCACCUUGCGUCUUGUUAGGUUAACAAGAUUUAGUAGAACCCCCAUCGUAAGUUGGCAAAAGAAAAACUUUCCUUUGGGGAAACAAGCACCGCAUUCAACAUAGACGGGUCCAGCCCCACCAUCCAUCUGGAUUUUCCUCCCCAACUAACCGCCUAUAGCAACUUUUAACAGUGUAUCUCCCCCUAGCAUCAUUAGCCCACCAGAAAUCAUUGUUAAUAGCAAUGAUAGUUAAUGGGUUUUUCCCAAAGGGAUGUACUUUCUAUUUCUCAAAAUAUGAUACUUUCAAACUUAUUUUCCCAAAUAGGGGUAUUUUUUUGCAAUCACCGUGCCACGUCAGCACUCCAAUUAAAUUCGAUUUCCAUGUCAUUUUAG